AGUUCCAGAAUCAAUAUUGCAAAUAACUUGAAGAAAACGUACGAGUUUCUUCCUAUUAGGCUUUUUCUCCGAGUAUUUUUAAUUUUAUUCCACGAUGGAUGGGGUUAAGAUCUCAUUGACUUUGAUUAUUUUCAUGUCUUCAGCUUACGGCUCUUUUUUACCGGUUCUUAAUAAUCAACUGAAUAGUCUUAAAUCUGAAGAAUUGUCUGAUUCAAAGGUUGCACAAAGAAUCGUUUCAAAAAUCAGUUUUUCAAAUUUAGCAAAAUUAUCAGAUCCCAUUGAUAAAGAAGGAACUUUUUGGAUAAAUCCGCAACGAGAAAAAAAGAGCCAUUACGAAUCUGUAAAAUUUGGUCAAUCGACUAAAAAUCCUGAAGAUGUUUCUAAUUUUAUUGAUCUCAUCAAUAAAAAUGAACCAAGUGUUAUGAAUACGCAAAUUAAUUAUCAUUUAGAAAGACAUCCAACAUGGUUUGGAUUUCAUAAGAGUUUCUCAAAAAUUGGACCAAAACCAGCAAAAACAAUCGAGAGAACAUUCAAUUCCAAUCCAUUUGAUUCAGAAUCAAAAACAGUUCCAAAAUUGCCUCUCCAAGACACUAAAUCAGGCUCCAAUGUAAACCGCCAACAAGGAACUACUGCAGAUAAAAGUUCUAACACCGAAAAAAAUACUAAUACAGAGAAAAGUUUCAAUGCAGAGAAAGCAUCAGAUAAAUUAGAUCUUGAUGUUAAUGAUCUACUAGUUUUUAAGGAAUUAUCUGACGAGUUGGACGAUUUUAGUGAAGAAAAGAUAAAAGAGGAACUAGAAAAGCAGCCCACUACGCAACUACCUGCAAUUCAACGACGAGGAUUUUUCAAUCCCCCCAUAAAAAGGAAAGUGGUUUCUCCAAUUUUUUCUAAAUCUUUUGAUAUUUUAAGACUACCUUUUCAACAAAGUGGAUUUUCUUUCUAUAAUCAAGUUCAAAGGACAAAUGCUAAUACCAACAGGAUUAAAUAUUUGGAAAUAAAAGAAAAUGAAAUCAAGAAUAAUUCAAAGGAACAUUUGAUUUGGACUGAAAAAGUUCAAUUUUUGGUUUUCAAUCAUUUAAAGAAGCGUCCGCAUCAGCAUUUUUAUCAGCUUCGUAAAAAAAAUUUCAAACCAGAGCGAUCAGUCGGCGUACAAAAUAUUCAUCCCUUUAGUAAUUUACCGAAACCUGCGUUCACAAUGACUAAAAUUUCAGUUUCACCUGUUCAAGGUCAUGUUGAAGAUUUAGGAUCUUUUCUGAAGUCUUUGAAGCUAUAUGGAAAAGAUAAUGGACCGAAAAUGAUGAAACUGAAUUUCAGGUCCGUGAAACCACCUCCUAAAGAGGAGAGCUUGUCCGCUAAACCAGUAAGUUUGUCGCGUCAGCACAACAAUUUAGACGAGGAUUCUAAACAAACUCAUGGACCUCAUUCAAUUUCCAUGGAAGGUAAAAUGAUAUUCGACACCAUUCAUGGACGAUCUGUCAAUAAAUUUGCAACAAAUAAGAUGGAAUCAAAAGAAAAAAAAGAAGUUGAAAAAUUAUCUGAGUUAGGCAUUAAGGAAUUGUGUAAGAAUAAUCUUGAUGGAUAUCCGAGAUUAUAUAAUUUUUUUGAAAAGUUUAGUGAUGCGAUUAUGUAAACUGCUCUAAGAUACAAAAUAGCAGAAUGGUAUACGAAUAUUCUGGAAAAAUCGUAUCGUAUUGAAACUCUACAACAACAAAAUAUUCCGAAUUCAUCACAACCCUAAAAGAUGCACAUUUUUUUCAUUAAAACACACGAAACUAUAAUACAGUAAACCGUCACUAUGAAGAAUUUAAAGGGACCAUAAAUUUGAGACUUCGUGUUAAAAAAUGUCAUGCUCUACGAGUGCUCAUAAGCCUUAUAGCUUAUAAUAAGGCCCGCACUGUUUCAGUACGUCUUAACCAAAGUUUCGUUUUAACCAAAUGCGUGUCAACUAGGUUUUACUGUAAUCACAUUUUACCUAAUGUGAACUAUCUAUGGAAAUAAUAUGCUGUUAUAAAUAUCAUUAAUGAAAUUAUAUUUUUGUAUAAUAAAAUUUAUAAUU
Belonocnema kinseyi is the source of this 2056-nucleotide messenger RNA. RefSeq lists its product as uncharacterized. The record is from RefSeq and is a predicted model, not a curated record. Bases 95 to 1630 code for a protein of 511 amino acids. The transcript is spliced from 4 exons. NCBI's taxonomy places the organism in Eukaryota, Metazoa, Arthropoda, Insecta, Hymenoptera, Cynipidae.